AUGUUUUUUAGCCAAGCAAUAAGAUCAAUAAGGACCAUGCACAUUAAGUCAAUUCCCAUGAGAUGGGGAACUGGAGAUAACUACGCCUAUUUGCUCAUUGACACUCCAACUAAACAUGCUUGGCUCAUUGACCCUGCAGAGCCUGAAGAAGUGUCAAGCUACCUUGACCAAAUUAAGAAUGACUAUGAGUUAAAGGCAAUUGUGAAUACACACCACCACUACGACCACGCUGGUGGCAAUAAGCUGUUCCACAAAAAGUUCCCAGACUUGCCUGUCAUUGGUGGUAAGGAUCUGGAUUUAGUGACUUACACACCUUCCCAUGAGGAAGUCAUUGAUUUGGGUGACAGAUUAUCUAUAACGGCCUUACACACGCCCUGCCAUACCCAAGAUUCUAUCUGUUAUUACGUGACAGACCUGAAGUCGAAGGAGAGAGCGGUGUUUACCGGUGAUACGUUGUUUGUGAGUGGAUGUGGUAGAUUUUUCGAGGGUACUGGGGCUGAAAUGAACAAGGCGUUGAAUGGAAUAUUGGGGAAGUUACCUGGUGAUACUAAAACAUACCCUGGCCACGAAUAUACUAAAUCCAACGUGAAGUUCUCCAGGAAGGUUUUAUCUAACGAUUCCAUCGCCGAGUUGCAGGCAUACGUUGAUGCAAAUGAAAAGACCACGGGUGUUUUCACCAUUGCAGAUGAAUUGAAAUUCAAUCCAUUCAUGAGACUCAACGACCCACAGGUAUUGAAAGCUGUUGGUGGGUUAACUAGCGAGAGUGACAUCAUGGACAAGUUGAGAGAAUUGAAGAAUAAUAGUUAA
Molecule: messenger RNA, 807 nt
Organism: Dujonia railenensis
Lineage: Eukaryota; Fungi; Ascomycota; Pichiomycetes; Serinales; Debaryomycetaceae
Source: the annotation of a GenBank genome assembly